Messenger RNA from Olea europaea var. sylvestris, 702 nucleotides. RefSeq names its product 60S ribosomal protein L6, mitochondrial-like. Gene Ontology annotation, molecular function: rRNA binding; structural constituent of ribosome. Gene Ontology annotation, cellular component: ribosome. The record is from RefSeq and is a predicted model, not a curated record. The transcript has 2 exons. NCBI's taxonomy places the organism in Eukaryota, Viridiplantae, Streptophyta, Magnoliopsida, Lamiales, Oleaceae. Gene Ontology annotation, biological process: translation. The coding region runs from base 110 to 526 and encodes 138 amino acids.
CCAGUAACCCGAGUUCAAAUCUCGGUGGGACCUUUCAUUUUUCUCUUUUUCCCUUCUCCAGAACAGCACAUCAUCUGUCUUUCAAUUUUUACAUAAAAUAAAUUAUUUUAUGGUAAAUUUGUUUCACAAUCCUCUGUUAGGGAUAAUAGUUGGGCGAACAUUGCAGAGAGAAGAAAAUCUUCCAAACAACUUUCGGGCAAUUGGUAUUUGUCUUAUAAUGGAAUCCAAAUUCUUUCGUUUUCUUAAGAUUGUUGGAGUUGGUUUCAAAGCCAGAGCUGAAGCAGAAGGUCGUCUCUUCUACCUUAAACUUGGUUAUAGCCACGAGGUCGAACUUACUGUACCUCCAGCAGUUCGCGUGUUCUGCUUCAAAAACAACGUAGUUUGCUGCACUGGGAUUGACAAGGAAAGGGUGCAUCAAUUUGCUGCUGCUGUCCGUAAUUGCAAGCCUCCUGAAGUUUACAAAGGCAAAGGCAUAAUGUACAUUGAUGAAGUUAUAAAGAAAAAAGAGGGAAAGAGAUCAAAAUAACUAUGGAUGAUGUUUGACCUUAAUAGUUACAAAUAGCAUGUCCCAGCUCAUUUCUUUCUUUCCUUUUUUCACCCCAGAUUAUGGUCACUUAUCUUUGUCUUUCAUAACAUGUCUUUCACAGCUCAUAAUGGCAUCUUUUGAUUUGAACUCGUAUAACUAUCGACUACUUCCUACAA